This is a messenger RNA of Thlaspi arvense, 1374 nucleotides long. NCBI's taxonomy places the organism in Eukaryota, Viridiplantae, Streptophyta, Magnoliopsida, Brassicales, Brassicaceae. The record is from the annotation of a GenBank genome assembly.
AUGAAGCUCUCUUUCUCUCUCCCUUCCAAGCCGAAGCCCAAAGUCACAGCGACCGUCGACGGGAACAACGCCGUUGAUGACGGCAAUAGUAAGGAGUUCGUCACCGAAUUCGACCCUUCGAAAACCCUAGCUGACUCCGUUCCCAAAUACGUUAUCCCUCCGAUAGAGAACACAUGGAGGCCUCACAAGAAGAUGAAGAAUCUCGAUCUCCCGCUUCAAUCCGGUAAGACCGGGUCAGGUCUCGAAUUCGAGCCCGAGGUUCCUUCAGGCGAUUCCAAGGCAUCCGAUAACAACAUCACCUAUGGUUUGAAUCUGCGUCAGAAAGCGAAGGACGACGCCGCGAGUGACGCGGUUGAAGAUGGGAGAUUAGCUCCGGUGGAGCAGCUUAUGCUGCAAAGUCUGAGGAAAGAUCUGGAGUCGCUCGCAGAUGACCCGACGUUGGAGGAUUUCGAGAGCGUUCCUGUGGAAGGUUUUGGAGCUGCGUUGAUGGCUGGAUAUGGAUGGAAACCUGGGAAAGGAAUAGGUAAGAAUGCUAAAGAUGAUGUUGAGAUUAAGGAAUUCAAAAAGUGGACUUUUACGGAAGGAUUAGGUUUCGAUCGGGAUAGAUCUAAGGUUGUGGAUACGAAGGCUAAAGUGAAAGAAAGUGGGAAACUUGAUAGUAAGCCAAGAGAUAUUAAUGGCGGAGAUGUGUUUUUUGUUGGCAAAGAAGUGAGAAUUGUUGCAGGAAGAGAUAUAGGAUUAAAGGGUAAGAUUGUAGAGAAACUGGGUGGAGAUUUGUUUGUUUUGAAGCUCUCUGGAAGCAAAGAUGAAGUGAAAGUUGGUGUGAAUGAUGUAGCAGAUUUGGGUUCUAAGGAAGAAGAAAAGUGUUUAAAGAAGCUGAAAGAUUUACAAUUAAACGAUAAGAAAGCGAGUAAGCGAAGUAGAGGAACAGAGAGAGAGAGUCGAACUGAAGUUAGAGUCAGUGAGAAGCAUGAUAGAGGUCAAACGAGAGAGAGAAGAGUGAAGCCCUCAUGGCUAAGGAGUCAUAUAAAGGUGAGGAUAGUAAGCAAGGACUUGAAAGGUGGGAGAUUGUAUCUUAAGAAAGGAGUAGUUGUUGAUGUUGUUGGACCAACCACUUGUGAUAUAACGAUGGAUGAGACGCAAGAGCUGGUUCAAGGGGUUGAUCAGGAGCUGCUCGAGACGGCAUUGCCUAGGCGAGGAGGUCCGGUUUUGGUCCUGUCGGGGAAACAUAAGGGCGUCUAUGGAAAUCUCGUUGAGAAAGAUUUGGAUAAAGAAACUGGUGUGGUUCGUGAUUUAGAUAACCACAAGAUGCUUGAUGUUAGGCUUGAACAAGUUGCUGAGUACAUGGGUGAUAUGGAUGAUCUUGAAUACUGA